This is a messenger RNA of Physella acuta, 606 nucleotides long. Its product is annotated as ladderlectin-like. The record is from RefSeq and is a predicted model, not a curated record. Lineage: Eukaryota; Metazoa; Mollusca; Gastropoda; Physidae.
ACAACAAUACUAUAAAACCAGGCCCACACAGCCAUUAGGAUAAACCCUCUCGGUUGUUCCUGAAGAGAUUCGACCAAAAUGUUGCUGUUCAUCGCUCUGUUGCUUCACGCCUUCUCCGGCUUUGCUUAUACUAGUGAUUCUGGAGAGCAAUCUAUGUGUUCAAUGUUUGAAUAUAUGGGACAUCACAAUGGUAGCAAAUAUUUUCUCUCCGACUUUUACUACAUGAAUGUGGAAAAAGCUUUAAAAGCAUGUUCAUUAAACGGUAUGUACCUAGUAGAGGUCAAUGACGAAAGUGAGUUCAGGUUUGUGCAAGGCAUUGCCAGGAAUUCCAAAACUGAACAUCUUCUGCUUUCUGGAUCUGACGCGAUAAAAGAAAACAGUUGGGUCUUCCCAAACAACGAACCGGUCAAGUUUAAAGAGUGGAAAAGUGGUAACCCGGACAACUAUGAAGGUAAAGAACAUUAUAUAAUCAUUAGUCAGAGUAACGAAUACAAAAUGAAUGACAUGCCAGAUCCACCAACUAAAUUUACCAGGUUUCUUUGUGAAAGAGCGACUAACCCUGAUGAUGCGCUUGACCAGGUUAAAUAAAAUUGUAUCUUGUUGUCA